This is a messenger RNA of Aspergillus calidoustus, 4600 nucleotides long. The record is from the annotation of a GenBank genome assembly. Lineage: Eukaryota; Fungi; Ascomycota; Eurotiomycetes; Eurotiales; Aspergillaceae.
AUGUUCCCCGCGAGCGAAUCCUCCCGAAAACGUUCCCACGCGAGCUCUGUGGCUGGUGAUGGCCCGGCCUCCCGUACGCGGAGCCGAAGCCGUUCGAUUAGCUCCCGCGUAUCCAGCGCCUCUGGGCCUGGUGCGUUCCCAGCUUCAUCUCCCCCAGAACGACCACUUUUAGCCUCUGGUGGCGUUGUAACGCCUCCCCAGGAUCCCUUCAAGGCCCCCUCUAAGGGCGAUCCUAAGGGCAAGGCCCCCGAGCUCCCAACGCCAACGCCAACCAUACCUACCAUCGUUCGCAGGAAAUCCGCGAUAACCCUGCCUACACAACCACCAGUUGCCUUCCCUACGAUCGAGCCUACCACCGCGUACGAUCCCCGUGUUGAGAACCUUACCCGCCAACUCACAACCCUUCGGCACAGCUACAAGAGCGAACUCUACUCCGCCAGCAAGGCCGCUGCUGGGCGUGCCGGGGCUCCGGGCACCGCUCAGCGCAUGAGCGAAGUUGAUGUUUUAGAUCCGUCUCUGGCCCGUGCACUCCAGCUUACCACGUUUAAGCUAUCCUCCCCUAUUUCCUUACGCCUCGCGAAUGACUCCCCCUAUCAGACCAUCACUGAAGCCGCCCUAGCCCCGUUACGCUUCGGCGAGCACGCUGAACAACGCCUGAUCUACCUCGCCUCCCUCCCAACCUACAAACUCAUCCUUGGAGACCCGUGGCUGAGCGACCAUAACCCCCGGGUUGACUUUGCUGACCGCUAUGUCUGCUUCAAUUCAGCCCAGUGCUUUGAGAAGGGAUGUCUUGACCAUGCCCGCCCCUGUACUGUGUACGCCCGGGGCUCUCCCGUGCAGCCCACCAAGCGCGAAACCCCCACGGCUGACAUCCAGUUCGUGAGCGCCCGCCUGUUCUUUAUGCUGGCGAAGCGCCGCGACCACCACGGCUUCGUCAUGAUGCCCCGGCAGCAGGCCAAGCAGCUCUGCGCCACAACCACGGGGGCUGUACAGCCUGAGGACUAUGACAAGUUCAUGGCCGGCGCCCCAAAAUACACGCUAGAGGAGCUUAAGAAACGUGUCCCCCGCGAGUACCACAGCGUGAUCAAGGUCUUUAUGAAGGAGGAAGCAAACCAGCUCCCCCCACAUCGCCCUGAGGACCAUGAUAUCCGGCUUACUGAUGGCGCCGAACCCCCAUUCUCCCGCAACUACCGGCCAACGAACAUCCAGGAAUGCGAGGUGAUCCUGAAAUAUAUAAAGGAGCACCUGGGUAAGGGUUUCAUCCGGGCUAGCUCAUCCCCAACAGCAGCCCCAGUCCUCGUUGUCCGCAAGCCUGGUGGUGACCUCCGUGUGUGCAUCGACUACCGCGCGUUAAACGAGCUCACCAUCAAGAACCGCUACCCGAUCCCGCUCAUCACUGACACGCUGGCGAAGCUCUCCCAAGCCAAGGUCUUCACAAAGCUCGACGUCGUUGCCGCGUUCAACCAGAUACGCAUGAAAGAGGGGAAGGAAUGGCUCACUGCGUUUAACACGCGCUACGGGCAGUUUGAAUACCUUGUCAUGCCAUUUGGCCUCUGUAACGCCCCCGGGACCUUCCAGAGUUAUAUUAACAACUCGAUCCUUGACUACCUCGACAUCUUCUGCACCGCGUACCUCGACGACGUCCUGGUAUACAGCAACACCCCUGAAGAACACACUGACCACGUGCUAAAGGUCCUCCAACGGCUGCUCGAUCGAGGCCUAUACGUGGACAUCGACAAGUGCGAAUUCAGCGUCAAACAGGUCAAGUAUCUUGGCCUGAUUGUGAGCACGGAUGGCAUCAAGAUGGACCCUGAGAAGGUCGAAGCGAUCCUUAACUGGGAGACCCCCCAGUCUGUUAAGGAUGUACAGGCUUUCCUGGGGUUCUGCGGCUUCUACCGGCGCUUUAUCAAGGCCUUCUCGCAGCUAACACACCCCCUAAACGAGAUCAUGAAGGGCUCCGAGACGUAUACGACGAAGACCGGGAAACGUCGCGUACGCUAUCAACCAUUUGAGUGGAAUCCUAAGCGGGAAGCAGCCUUCCAGGCCCUGAAACAAGCCUUUAUUAACGCCCCUGUAUUAGCGCACUUUGACCCUGAUAAAGAGACCUGGGUCGAGACAGACGCCUCAGACUUCGUGACUGCUGGCGUGCUAUCCCAGAUGCAUGAUGGCGAGCUACGCCCAGUGGCCUUCUUCUCAAAGAAGAUGGCCCCUGCAGAGACUAACUACAUGAUCUAUGAUAAAGAGCUACUCGCGAUUGUUCGAGCAUUCGAGACAUGGCGCCCAGAGCUCACCAGCGUACCCCCAGAGGGCCCGGUGAAGGUGCUAUCUGACCACCGCAACCUGGAGUACUUCAUGACCACAAAGCAACUAAACCGUCGUCAAGCCCGCUGGGCAGAGUUCCUCUCUGAAUUCAACUUCAAGAUCCAGUAUCGCCCCGGGACGCAGGGGACCAAGCCUGAUCUUCUUACCCGUCGGUCCCAAGACCUCCCUAAAGGUUUUGAUGACGAGCGCGAGCAACAACAGUUUCAAACAGUCCUCCAGAACGAACACCUCGACGAGGACGUACAGAAGGCAAUCUGCGCGACCUUUGCCGUCACCACCCGCGCUCGCGUCACCACGGUUGAAGAAGCCCCUGAAGAACCCCCUGAAGAACCCCCUGAAGCUGCCCCUGAAGCUGCCCCCGAAGCUGCCCUAGAGCCAGCCCAGUUAGUGGAUAAAUACGACGUCCCAGACCUCUUCUCAGACACUGACUCUGAGGUGAGCGAGCCUCCGGCCACCAUGCCCGACGAAGAUAUCCCUGGGGACGCCCAUAGGGACGUCACCCCCGAAGCAACCCCCGAACCAGAGGCUGAAGCCCCCAAAGAGCCCCUGGAGAACCUUAUCACGGAGGCCUACGCGAACGAUGAGCUUGUACAGGCCAUGAUCAAGGCAGUGAAUGAAGGCCUACCACGGCUGCCCGCGCCUAUUAGAUCCCAAGGCGUUAAGCUCUCCAUGGCAGACCUGACGAUACGCGACAACCGGCUCUGGGUUAAUGAGAGGCUCUAUAUCCCUGAAAGCGAUCGUCUCCGGCAAAGGAUUAUAGAGACUCACCACCGACCAACCACUGCUGGCCACCCUGGGCGGAAGGGAACAUACCGGAAGGUCAUCCUCCACUAUUAUUGGCCGCGCAUGCGCGAUGACUGCAAGCGCUACAGUGACUACUGCCGUACCUGCGCGCGCUCGAGGGCCCAGCGAAAGUGGCUUGACAUCUCUAUGGACCUUGCGGAAGACCUUCCCCCAUGCACGCUAAAUAACCUCACCUACCGCCACGUGCUGAUCGUGGUCGACCGCCUGACGAAACAACGUAUCUUCGAGCCGCUGCAGACCAAAGAAACCAGCGAGCUCGUGGAGGUCAUGCACCGCCGCGUCUUCUGCGAGUUUGGUCUCCCUCGUUCAAUUAUAUCAGACCGUGGGAGCGCCUUUAUAAGCCAUUUCUGGCGCCGAUACUGCGCUCGCCACCAUGUUUCUGUUAAACUGUCCUCCGCCAACCACCCUGAGACCGAUGGCCAGUCUGAAAACGCUGUCAAGGGCCUAAAAAAUUACCUCCGUGCCUACAUUAACUACGCCCAGGACGACUGGGCCUGGUUCCUGCCUGAUGCCCAGUUCGCCACGAACAACAACGUCAGUGAGACAACUGGCAUGACACCUUUCUUCGCCUGCCACGCCUACCACCCCCGUACAGGCGCUGAACCUCCAGGCAUGUAUGGGGAUCCCCCAAACCACCCCCAGGCACUCGCCGCGGACCAACUGGUUCAACGCACGCGCGAGACCGUGGAAUUCCUUCAGGACGAGAUCGCCUGGGCCCAAGGCUCCCAUGAACGCUACGCCAACCAGCAACGCCAGCCCCAUCCGCGCUAUAACGUGGGAGACCUCGUGUACGUGGAUGCCCGUCACUUCAACCUCCAGCGGAACAGCGAGUCGUUAGCCCCAAAGAACCUUGGGCCGUGGCCAAUCAAGCGCGUGAUCGAUGGCAAGGCCUAUGAGGUUGAACUACCAAUUCACAUGCUAAACGCUGGUAUUACCCCUAUUUUUCAUCCGUGGAAGCUCCAUCUUGCCUCGAACAACCCCCUCCCCGGCCAGGUAGCCGACCCCGAACCCCCAGUCAUUGUCACCGACCCUGGCGAUCCUGAAGGCCAUGAGGAAUGGGACGUGCGCGAGAUUGUCAACUGCCGCAUGUACCGCAACCACCACCAAUACAAGGCUAUAUUUAAUGGCCCGUGGGAUGAGUGGAACGCUGAUCCUCCAUGGCAGCCCUGGACGGAUUUCAAGAACGCGCCUGAGAAGAUCCUUGCCUAUCACUAAUAGCACCCCGAGAAGCCCCCGCCACCUGAUUUCUUCAACUAAACUUCGUGUACACAUCCUUAUUCUAUCCUAUAUCUACGUCUCUGGCCGCGAUAUCUGCAUUGUUAAGGGGGGGGGUAGUGUCACGGGCCUCGUCCCGCUUAGGUCAUCGCCACGUGACAAUUCUCUGUAUAUAGUCGGUCCCGCUUCGCGGAACCUCCAUUAGUUCUCCAUGCUUCGUAUUUUAGUUUAAUACGACCUUGUUCAUCGAGAGACGUUC